This is a messenger RNA of Pseudozyma flocculosa PF-1, 2781 nucleotides long. RefSeq lists its product as uncharacterized. Lineage: Eukaryota; Fungi; Basidiomycota; Ustilaginomycetes; Ustilaginales; Ustilaginaceae. The coding region runs from base 1 to 2781 and encodes 926 amino acids. Gene Ontology annotation, molecular function: ATP binding; nucleic acid binding. The record is from RefSeq and is a predicted model, not a curated record. The transcript has a single exon.
AUGGCCGAUAGCAGGUCACACCUCGUCGGCUGCUCCGAGGCCACGUCCGCCGACAACGGCGCCACCUCCGAAACAAGCAGCAGAGACAGCAGCAAGGGACACGGCUCCCGCUCCGCAAGCGUGCGCCUUUUGCAGCCACGAACACCACUCACCCGGCCAGCACAGCAGCGACUCUCUUCGGCCUCACCGACGGCGUCCUCGUCGUGCGGGGCGGUCCGAUAUGCUUCCACCUCGACGCAGUCGCCCGACCGGGCUCCUUCAACACCUCCUCUCGUCAGUCACGAGGGCGUGGCGGAGCGCUUCCACCGACUCGGCAUCAAUGAGCGCAUCUGCAAGCAGAUUGUCGCCACCCACCCGCACAUCCGCGCCCCCACCGUCGCCCAGUCGGCCCUGAUCCCCGCCAUCCUCUCCCACGCCGACCUCAUCUUCCGAGCCCACACGGGCACCGGCAAGUCAUUCGGCAUCCUCCUCGCCCUGCUCGCAAAACCCCGCAUCGUCUUCCGAGACCUCGACGGCACCUCGGGCGGCAGGCUGGAGAAGAGCAAGGGAAAGGCCAAGGAACCCGAGCCAAAGCGGCGCGCCGAGACGGGCAUCGCCAGCAUCAUUGUCGUGCCCAGCAACGAGCUCGCCGCACAGUACAUGGCAUGGGCCCGGCGCCUGUUUCCAAAGUCGGUGCUGCCCUCGCUCGACCCCGUCAUCCAGUGCCUUGUCCGCGGAGGUGACAACGGCCUGACGCCCGAGGAGGAGCAGGCCAAGCUGCGCCGCACGCCGCCCCACAUCCUCAUCGGCACGCCGGGCCGCAUCAAGGACAUCCUCGACACGCCCGCCGGCCUCUCGCUGCUCGGCAUCGACACGCUGCGCACCCUCGUCCUCGACGAGGCCGACGCCAUCCUCCAGCUGCCCGGACGCUUCCCCGGCCAGAAGCAGCGCUGGAAGCACCAGGUGCACAAGGCGCCCGGCCUCGAGCUGCUCAACACCAUCAUGAAGCGGCGGCCCACGUACUCGGGCGGCGAGCGCCACCUCACCGCCGGCCUCGAGAACCGGCCGGGCAAGCGCAAGGACGAACGACGCCCACCGGAGCACAUCCGCAGGCAGGUCUACAAGGCCGCCGAGAACCCGGAUACCGGCCUGGCGCUGCCGCGGCCGCGGCCGGCGGGCGCGCAGCCGUUGCAGCUCGUCUGCGCCAGCGCCACGGCCAACUCGGUGAUGCGCCACUUUUUCGGCGCGCGCACCGGCUGGCUGCGCACGGGUGCCAAGGAGUCCGAGACGCGGAUCGGCGGAGGCAGCGCGCGGAGCACGGCGACGAGCGGGCGGUGGAUUGACCUGACGGGCCUGUCUGGCUCGAGCAUGGCCGACGAGGGCAUCCGGAGCCUGCUGCGCGACACUUCGGCCACCUCUGCCGACUUUGAGUCCCUGAUCGACGCCCGUCCCGCCUCGCUGCCCGCCGGCAUCGAGCACACGUGCGUCGUCGUCGACGAGGCGCCGCUCUCGCGCCGCCUCUCUCGCUUCCCGCUGCGCAACCUCGAGCCCAAGCUGGCCAAACGGCGUCCGGACAAGGAUUUCCUCGACGACGGCCGUGACGGCCCCGCUUCCCCCGCCGCUGCGGAGAUUGAGCCCGAGAUGGACGAGGACCGGUUCGGAUGGAACGCCGCCGACGGCGAGGAGCUCAAGGUGGUCAAGCCGCCCUCGGAUCCGGCCGAGCACGAGGUCGACGAGAAGCUCGUCGAGGCGCUGGCGUUUUGCUUUGCCAGCGAGGGCGUGUCGCGCGGGCUGGCGCUCAUCCCCCCGCGGUGGAGCCUGUUCAAGACGCGCGCCGCGCUCGAGUCGCUCGGCCUGUCGGUCAGGCUGGCCUCGGCGGGCCAAGAUGGCCAGCAGCACGCCGCCGAGGCGACGGGGCGGGAAGCAGCAGGAGGCGAGGAAGAGGAGCCGCACCUCUACCUGCUGCAGAGUACGAGCGCGCGCGGACUGGAUCUACCGGGGCUGUCGCACGUCUUCCUGCUCGGGUACCACGCCGUCAUUGAUGCGGUGCAGUACACCCACAUGGCGGGCAGGGUGGCUCGCAUCGGCGCCAUCCACCCCCCUUCCUCCCCUUCCUCGUCGGCGGGUCAAGACGAUGGCAGCAUGGACGCGCAGCGACAGCGCGGUAAAGUCGUCACGCUCCUCCGGGGCAUCCCGCACGACUACGUCGAGGAUCCAUCCCUGAUCGCGCCCACCCCCCGCUCCUCGCGCUCGCGGAAGGCGGAAGGCAAGGGUGUGUCGGAUCUCGAAGCGGCGCAAGGAGGGAGGACGAAGAAGAGGGAAGAGAGGUGGAUUUCAAUCUGGGAGCAGAAAAUGGGCGCCGUCUUCCGACGUCUCGGCGUCGUUCCGCGCAAGCUGGACCUGACGCUGUUGGAUGGCGAGAAGAGGAAGGUCGUCUUGGACCAGGAUGCCCCGGCCGCGAUCCAGGCCGAUAUGGCGGAGGCGGAGGAGGAGGAGCGGGAGGCGAGUGUGCAGAAGGGGGAGGAGGACGAGGACGAGGUGGUUGUCGAUGCGGAUGAGGCGGUCGAGGUGGCGGGGCAGGAGGAGGCAGUUGAGGCGGUACGACAGGGCGUCGAAACCGUCGACGACGAGGGGAUAGAGGCGAAGCGGGAGGAGCAGGUCGAGGUCGAGGUCGAGGCCGAGCAGCCACACCCGGUCGAGGAAGAGGCGGAGAACAAGGGAGAGGCGGACAGCAACAGCAACAGCGACGGCGACGGCAACGACGUCCUCGACGACGGCGGCAAGUCGGCUUCGUCGACCUGA